Bemisia tabaci is the source of this 609-nucleotide messenger RNA. Its product is annotated as NADH dehydrogenase [ubiquinone] iron-sulfur protein 6, mitochondrial. NCBI's taxonomy places the organism in Eukaryota, Metazoa, Arthropoda, Insecta, Hemiptera, Aleyrodidae. The record is from RefSeq and is a predicted model, not a curated record. Gene Ontology annotation, biological process: mitochondrial electron transport, NADH to ubiquinone. Gene Ontology annotation, cellular component: respiratory chain complex I.
AGGAGGGCAGCUACUUCGUCAAACGGUAUUUCCCCAAACCAAAUUUCACAGUUGGUGCCUGGUUGGUGCUGAUUUGGCAUCACAGUCCAGUAAUCACUGCUAAAAUGGCGUUAUCAGUUUUGCGUAAAGAAAUUUGUAAACAAUUUAGUGUCAAAAAAGCUCCAAUAUUUGUGUCAAGAUGUGCUUCAAGUGAUGCCCGAACACUUCCAGAGGACUUACCCACUCACACCGGACAGAAAUAUGACAAAAAUGAUUACCGAAUGGCCCGAUUCGUUCAAGGAGUAAAACAUAUCAAUCCUUCACCCGCCAUCGAACUCAUCCACAAUGUUCCACCAGAACCUAAACCAGACAGGAUUGUUUCUUGCAAUGGCGGUGGUGGACCACUAGGACACCCUAAAGUCUACAUCAAUUUGGAUAAGCCAGGAAAUCAUACUUGCGGAUACUGUGGGCUUCGAUUCUACAAGGAUGAUCAUCAUCAUUAGUUCAGUAUAAUGUGGAGACCAUAAAAUGUAGAUAUUAUUAUACCUGUAAAUACUUAAACUUCAAAUUUUUUUUGUUCAUACUAAACGGGAGUAAUCAUUCAAUAUUAAAUGUUUUAAUUUGUUGAUA